Colletotrichum destructivum is the source of this 1167-nucleotide messenger RNA. RefSeq lists its product as uncharacterized. Lineage: Eukaryota; Fungi; Ascomycota; Sordariomycetes; Glomerellales; Glomerellaceae. Bases 1 to 1167 code for a protein of 388 amino acids. The transcript is spliced from 4 exons. The record is from RefSeq and is a predicted model, not a curated record.
AUGCAGCUUGCUGGUUUGAAAGGAAAAAUCAGCCCCAGGCACCUCUCAGGCUUUCCGAUCGUCAUCUUCCCACUUCUGGUAGCCCACACCAUAAAAGGCCGUAUCUCCCCACAACGUUGGAGAAAAACAACACUUUCCACGCCAACCAUGGAGAGAGAGAACCUCGACUACUCGACAUCACGUUUUGCAACCAUGUCUCCGCUACCCAGCCCCGAUAUUUCGCAUGUGGCAAAACCCAGAGACAGCAGUUGGUGCCUGCGAUGUCUUGGAUUCUAUGUCGGCUUGUUCAAGUCAAACGACGGUCAAGCGUGUCAGGACAUCAACUUCACCUGUAAGCAUACAGGACCAGGAACGAAGUGUGACCGAUGCGCUGGUUUCGGCAGAAGAGACAGAGAAUGCCUCACGAUCCCGAAUAUCCAGCAGAACCAGGCGCGAGAGGUCAUUAACAGACGCCGAACCAUAUUUCAUUUAGAGAACAACCUUGAGCAAUUUAUCAGUCAGGCAAAUGCUCUCAAUCGCGUUUUCCGUGAGGUUGAAAGAGCGACCCGGGCUCACUACGAAGACGUCGCUCGACAAGCGCAGCAACAGAACGAGGUCGAGCCCGAGAUUGGCCGCGGCACCACCAUCUCCGGCUACGAGGACGACUCGGAUUUUAGACGCCUACUUCGCGAUGUACCCCGAAAAUCAUACGCCUCUCAUCCCUAUGAGUCUGAGGACGAGGACCAACCAGAUGAGGGCGACCACGAGUCGGUCUUCGGAAGUGCGAACCAAGACAGUGUUCGCAGUGCCCCACGCGUGCCGAAUGUUUUGCCCGUCAAUCGGGCCAUUCAAGAGCUCAGAAGACUCGAGGAAGCUCAAGCGGCCGCAUCUCGACGGCUGGGAGAAGCAACCUGGCUUGGCAUAAAGCGUGGUACCGCACCCGGCCCCGAGACCCUGGUUCAGCCCGUGCAUAGGAUGCCGGGAAACUCCAAUCCCCAGAACUAUGACCAGAUGAAUAUACAGGGGGCCAUCGAUCAGGUUGAGAGGGCUAACGCUGCUCGUGAGCUUGCUUUCCAACAGUUAGGCAAAGUGGUUUACGCCAUGGAGCUGCCCGCCGGCCUGGCAUUUGAACGAGAUCAACCUGAGAGCCAGGGUGAAUCACGUUCGCAGCGCGUCUCGGAUGCGUAA